GUCUGGAAGCGGCGAGUACAGCCUAGGACCGGCGGUGCUAGGUAGCUUAUGUUAGCCAUUCGUCGAAGUAAGUAGGGCAUCGCAGGAUAGCAAUACUACGCUUAGUCCGUUAUGAUACUGUAGUAGAACUUUUAUUUGUCGCAUCCCGGUCGAUGUUUAUGGAUUGCCAGAAGUUGACGAUUCUUUGAGAGGACUUCCAGGUAACGUUCGGUAAAAUGCCGCUGCACGGGAAGAUAGUGGUGAUCAAGAGGAGCGGAGCAGACGGGACCGAGUUUCCUCUCACGGCCUCGUGCUUAUUUGGAAGGAAGCCCGACUGCGAUAUCCGUAUUCAGCUUCCUCAAGUCUCCAAGGAGCAUUGCAGAAUUGACUUUAAUGAAAAUAAAGAGAUCAUUUUGACUAAUUUGAGCUCGGUGAAUCCGACCCGCGUGAACGGAGAGGCUUUGCAGCAAGCCGAGCGUUUGAAGCACGGAGAUGUGAUAACUGUUAUUGACCGUUCUUUCAGGUUUGAGUAUCCUCCAGCGCCCACACCAAAGAAGAGGUCUUCCAUCGGAGGCCAGACUGAAACCCUCAAAGUUCUAAAUCAACAAGUAGGGGGGGCAGUGACCACUGAAACUGGAGAAAAAAGGACCUCUGAAGUGUCCACAGACCCUCAUCUUAAAGAUGGAACUAACCAUGAAAACAUCCAGCGACCGCUGGAGACGAGCGCGGAGGCCGGCGAGCCGCUGCAAACCAAGACGGCCUCCCCCUUCAGCGACCUGUAUCAGAUGAUCAAACAGUCACUUGAUGUCAAGACCCCUCGGAAGUCUUCUGCCACCGUCCCCCCAACGCCGGCCUCGAGGUUCUGCAGCCCGCGACCCGGUUCAGUGGCGAGCAAUGACGAGAAGCCCGUCCCCUCCACGGAGGACAAUUCCACCCGAGAGAAGGACGAGGCUGACGUCUCUUCUGUUGCUGACGACACUGUGGCCGAACCCCUGAGUGACGGGACCCCCAAGUCCGCCAAGAAGCAAAGGAGGUCCUUCAAGGUUCCUUCCACGGAGACGUCCGACGCCGAAAACGCUGUCGGGAGCGAAGCCGCCUCAACGCCGAAGAGAAGCCGCACCCCCCCCAAGAGGUUUACCGCAUGCGAGGCUGCGUCGCCCAAAUCCCCCGUGAGACGGAGAAGCAAAGAGGCUAAACCUGCGCAGGAGGAAGCCGUUACUUCUCCUGAAGUGGAUCCCCAUGGAGAGGAAUCCCCAGAGAGCCCAGGAGAACAUGAGAUGGUCAAAGUGAUGACCAGAAAACGUAAAAGUGAAGAACUGGGCGGCGACCUGCCCGUGUCGCAGAUGAAGAGGAAGCGCGUUUCCUUUGGAGGUUUCCUCUGCCCCGAGUUAUUCGACAAACGUCUGCCCCCCAACUCCCCGCUGCAGAAGGGGGCCGCUCCGCGCAGGAGCCUCUCCGUGUCGCAGCCCAAGCAGUCCCUCCUCAGACGUGCGUCCACCAUCGGCCUGCUGCAGAGCAAGAAUGCGUCUCCGUCAUCCGGAAAGACGUCCCCUAAAUCCAGGUCUCCUUCUCCCAAGGCUGUGAAGUCCAAGAGCCCAUCUCCAGCCCCAGGAAGUUCUUCUACAGUACAGGGGCGCUUCUCCGUGUCGCACAUCUGCACCCCGUCUCCGAUCGCCGAAGAUGCUGCGGGUGAACAGGGGCCUUUUGUCCGUGCCACUCCCAAGAUAACCCCGCGGAGGAGGAGCCUCUCGCGCACUAGAAGUGGCAUUUCACGGGCCUCUAUGAAAGUCCAAAAUUCCUGGGCCGAGAUAGUGCGAUUUGGACAAACGAAGGUCAAACCAGCUGCUGCCGCGAAAAAGACAGUCGCCAAGAAGACGGCGAAGAAGACGGUCGCCAAACCCCAGACCCCUGCAAGGAACCUGUGCGCGCAUGUUGGCACGGGACACGCGGAUUCCCCCGUCACCAUCGUGGUGGGAAGAGCUCACAGACAAAACGUACCGCCCACCGGUGCUGCACCAAAAGUGGUCCCCAAUAUUGCUCUACUGAAAAAGAACAUGAAAAUGGAUGAAGACUUGACAGGGAUUUCUGAAAUGUUAAAAACCCCUGCGAACGAAAAGAGGAAGACCUCCGUAAUGGGGGAGAGCAGCGUGAAGACACCGGCAGGAAGCCUGUGCCCGUCUGUGAUGAACACCCCGGAGGAGCCAGGAGAAAUGAUGGUGUCCCCGCUGACGGUUUCAUCCACAGUCAAAGACAGGAGCUACAACAGCGAGGCGGUCCAGCGCCUCUUUAAUAACGACCAGGAAUGCAGCGUGGACGGGGGGGCUCCGGCCGUGCAGGGAUCCAGCCAACAGCCCUGCGCCCAUUUGACAACUACCGCGGCGACUCCCAAACAGAAGGCCGAAUUACCGGAAUGUCUCACCGGAGUGAAGAGGAUGAUGAGGACGCCGAGACAGAGAGCAGAGCCCCUCGAGGACCUCCGGGGGAACAUUUUGAAGACGCCCAAGCAGAAGCCUGAAGAGCAGGAGUGUCUCAGCGGAGUGAAGAGGAUGAUGGAGACUCCCCGACAGGAAGCCGCACCCGUGGAGGACAUCGCAGUGGAGCGGCGCGAGGCCCUCGCCGACGCCGCGGCGCCGCAGCCGGAGGCCGCCGACGCGCUCGUGGAGACCCCAGCGGACCUGCCAGAGCCAGAAGACCCCGUGGAGAGCUCCCCGGCUGGCGAGAGGCUGGCAAGGGCCCCCAAGGAGAAAAGCGCUCCGGUUGAAGACAUGGUGGGCGUGAAGAGGCUCAUGAAGACUCCCAGGGAAAAGGGCCGCGCGGUGGAGGAGGACUUCGGUAUCGACGCGCUUGUGGAGACCCCCGGAGCUCCGCUGCAGGGACCCGGAGAGGCGCAGCCCGACGCAGAGGCCAGCGAGCAGGUUGUAGAGGAAAUGCCCCAGGAUUGUGAGGAGGACGUUGCUAAAGAACUGGUCUUUGCCCUCGAGGAGCCGCAAGACGAUGUUCCAUCAGAUGUGGGAGAUGUUCCUCAAGUUGACAAAGAGGAUAUAGAAGUUGCCGUUGAUGACCACUUGGAGAAGUGUGGAGCGGCUGUAGAGGAGAACUCCUCUGUGGAGACACCUGAAGAGGAAACGGUAGAUGAGAAGUUACCUGAAGAAGAACAACCUGAAGAGGACGCUGUCCCAGAAGUGGACACGGCUGCCACCGAACCCCACCACGAGAAAUCGCUUAAAACCGCUGAGUCUCUUGCAGCAGAAGCUUGUGAUGAAGCUGUGGCGCCCGCUCCAGUCAGAGCGAGAAGAGGCAAGAAAUCCGACGCCACCGCCCCCCCCGCUGUGAGACAUGCAACCAGAGGCCGAACAGCGAAGCCUCAAGAGAGCGCCGCUGAUGAUCAACCUGAACAGGUGACGGAGACCUCCACCCAGGCGUCUCCAGUGGAAGAAGAGUCCUCGCCCCCCGAGGAGGAGGCUGUGUUGAAGACUCCCAGGGGGAGGAAGUCCAAACCUGACCCUGUGGAGCAGAGCGAAGACGUGGAAGACGAGUCUCUCACUGCAGACGCUGCACCUCAGAAGUCCAUGGAGAAACCCCGAAGGGGCAGGAAGGCCAAACCCAAGGCUGUUGAACAAAGCGAGGUGGCAGAGGACGUUGCUAUGGAAACCAAGCAGCAGCCUCAGCCUCCAGUCAGGGCUAAGAGGGGAAGAGCUGCUAAACAGGAAGAGGAAGAAAAGCCAGAGUCUUCGCUGAAGCCCAAACGAGGGAGAACAACCAUACCUGCUGACGAGGCGGAGCAGCCAUAUGUGCCCAGUUCCCACCGCGAGGACGCAGCAGACGAAGCAGCUGAAGUCUGCAGUGCGGUGCACAGUGAUGAAAAUCAAUCGUCGGAUGCCGUGGAAGCUGCUCCUCAGGCGCCUGCAGCGGAGAGGGAGCCUGACGUGGAAACGGCGACUGGCAAAGUCCCAGAGACGGACGCAGCCGCUCAGAAGAAGUCUGCUCGAGGAAGAAAGGCCCAACUGGAGGAUAAACAAGAGGCAGCAGAAGCUUGUGAUGAAGCUGUGGCGCCCGCUCCAGUCAGAGCGAGAAGAGGCAAGAAAUCCGACGCCACCGCCCCCCCCGCUGUGAGACAUGCAACCAGAGGCCGAACAGCGAAGCCUCAAGAGAGCGCCGCUGAUGAUCAACCUGAACAGGUGACGGAGACCUCCACCCAGGCGUCUCCAGUGGAAGAAGAGUCCUCGCCCCCCGAGGAGGAGGCUGUGGUGAAGACUCCCAGGGGGAGGAAGUCCAAACCUGACCCCGUGGAGCAGAGCGAAGACGAGUCUCUCACUGCAGACGCUGCACCUCAGAAGUCCAUGGAGAAACCCCGAAGGGGCAGGAAGGCCAAACCCAAGGCUGUUGAACAAAGCGAGGUGGCAGAGGACGUUGCUAUGGAAACCAAGCUGCAGCCUCAGCCUCCAGUCAGGGCUAAGAGGGGAAGAGCUGCUAAACAGGAAGAGGAAGAAAAGCCAGAAUCUUCAUCAGUUGAGACCACUAAACCUCAGGAGCCGGCCAAAAAAGUAAAGAGGACAAAGAAGGUAGAGCAAGAGCCCGUAGAAGAAGCCCCAGCCGUUGUAGUGGACGUCCCCAAGGAGGCUGAAGUGAAGAUGACCGAACAAGCUACCGUGGCUACAAAACCCAAGAGAGGAGGGCGUAGAGCCGCUGAGGUCCAAGAGGUCCCGGCCACGGACAAACUAAAGCGCGGUAAGAGGGGGAAACAAGCUCCUGAAGAGGGUGGAGCCACUUCAGUAGAAGCAGAGGAGAAGUCUGACCACGUGCAGGAGGCCGAAGAGAAGAAGCAACCUGAGCCGGAAGCUCCAGUGAUGAAACCAAGCCGGGCCAGGGGGGCGAAGGCGGCGGUGAAAAACGAGGUUCCCAAAGCUGUUCCGGCCAAGAAAGCCCGCCGCGGCGCCGCCCCUCUCGCUCAGGAGCCCCUGGCAGAAGCCACGGUCCCGGCUCCAGAGCCUGCGGCGGCUUCCGUGGAACCGGCCAAGCGGGGCCGACGGGCCGCACCGAAGGCCGCUGCACUCGACGAUCCCAGCGCGGCUGCCGUCGAAGACACGAAGACGUUCAAAAGGACCGUUAGGUGGAAGGAGCAGCUCGAAGUCGUCGAAAUUCAAAAACAAGUCGACGCCGAGAGCAAGAACGUUGCGAAGGACGCCGACCCGACUGAAGAGAAGGAUCUCUCAGGCAAAGCUGCUGAAGCUCAGCCCGCCAAGAAGACCAGGAGGGGCCCAAAGGUCGCCGUGGUAACCGCUGACGACGCAGAGUCCACAAGCGGGGUGGAAAGCGUUGAGGCAGAGUCGCUGCCCAAAACCCGAAGAGGAAGAGCAGCCAAGAAAUAAAGCAUUUGUAUUUAAAUGUUCUUCAUUCUAAUGAUCUCCCUUUUUCAACCUGUUUUUAUUAGAUUCUAUGGCAUUUUAGAAAAAGUUUCAAAGACUGAAAAUGAAGCACUGCUUUUUUUUUUUUCUUCAAUACAGCAGGGAAUCUUGUCUUGUUUUUUUUUUUUUUGUGUGUGAAGUUGUUCAUUGGGUUUUAGAAAUGUUUUUAUGGUGAAAAAAAAAAUUAAAUCUUUUGUACAAUAAGACAAAAUUGACUAAUGUCUUUUUUGGUGUUCUGUGUAUCUUCCUAUGUGGUUAAAAUGACAUUUUAACCGUAGUAAUUGACGGGAUGGAUUUAAAGACUUCAAUGUGCUGACUGCUGAUGAAUU
Molecule: messenger RNA, 5713 nt
Organism: Pungitius pungitius (ninespine stickleback)
Lineage: Eukaryota; Metazoa; Chordata; Actinopteri; Perciformes; Gasterosteidae
Gene: mki67
Product: marker of proliferation Ki-67
Exons: 17
Coding region: 216-5348 (1710 amino acids)
Biological process (GO): regulation of chromosome segregation; regulation of mitotic nuclear division
Cellular component (GO): chromosome; nucleus
Molecular function (GO): protein binding
Source: RefSeq, a predicted model, not a curated record